Molecule: messenger RNA, 1377 nt
Organism: Frankliniella occidentalis (western flower thrips)
Lineage: Eukaryota; Metazoa; Arthropoda; Insecta; Thysanoptera; Thripidae
Product: axotactin-like
Exons: 3
Molecular function (GO): serine-type endopeptidase inhibitor activity
Source: RefSeq, a predicted model, not a curated record
AGGGAGAGGGGGAUGCGGACAAACGGAGUCACUGAUAGACUUGAGAUCGCGUGGGGAGAAAACCGGAAGGGUGAUGAUCAGAUGCCCGUGGUACAUUAGGUACUUGUGCUAGUAAGUAUUCGUGACUAGUUAUGUCCGGCACACACACACCUCGCCCCCCCGCAGGCGGCGCGUAUUCACACCGCGGCAACACUAGCCGGCCUGGACGCCUCGCUCGUUAGCGCCCGGAUCGUGUCGUUAAGGCAAUUAGAGCCGACGACUAGGACUAGGGCACGUGCCUGCCUACGGGUCCUUGCGAGCGAUAGCGAGGACCUGUGAGGGCCCGCGUCCCUCUGCUCUGCGAGCAGGAGGACCCUCUCCUGGGCCGCGCGAGUCCUGCGGCCGACGACGGGACGAGCUUCGAGAGUGUUGGCGGAAGAAUCGUCGCCUUGUUAUCACCAGCGGGAGGGGCGGGGAUACUUAAAGGGAUGGCCGGCUGACCCAUUGACCGCGAGGGGGCGUGCGCGCGUGGCGGGCGGCAGGCAUGCCAAACCUCACCAGAUGCGUACAACAAACUCCGCAUACCCACGAGGGAGUUUCAAACAUAUUUCCUCUUUUAAUCAGUUUUUGCGUCGGCUGUUUCCCUUUGCAGACGGAGUGGGGCAGCGAUGGCUCCAGGCCGGGGGCAGAAGGGGGCGGCCAUGGCGCUCGCCCUGGCCGCGCUGACGGGCCUGGCGCACGGCCUGGCCUCCCAGGACGUGACCACGACGCCCACCACCCCGCCGGUGGAGCGCUGCCAGCAGCCGCCCUUCACCGGGCCCUGCACCACGUACAUCCACAAGUGGUUCUUUGACGGCGGCGCUUGCCGCACCUUCCCGUACGGCGGGUGCGAGGGCAACCAGAACAGAUUUAACACCGAGGUGGAGUGCCUGGCGGCGUGCGGCGGUCCGAACCACACGUUACCACCGUACCUGUUGCCUAAACCGACCACGACGGCCGACCCGAGGAGGGUCAACACCACCACCUCCAGGAAACCCGGGACCACCAAGAGGCCGCCGCCGACCGAGCCGCCAGUGCCGCUGAAGGACCGAGGCCACGAGCUGACCUUCGCCGAGACGGGCAGACAGAAAGUGUUCAUGAUGGCGAGAAGCGACGCCUUUAUCCAGGUGGACGACCACCGGAUCCCCACCUUCCAGCUCAGGAUGUGUCGCGAGAUCUCGUUCCAGUUCCGCACGCGGCUGCCGCACGGGCUGCUCGUGUACCACUCGGUCAAGAACAGGCCCGAGGGCCUCGAGCCCUACGCCCUGUACGUCAUCGUGGAGAAGGGUCAGCUCAAGGUGGUGCACGUCAUCGGGAAGCACUCCACCUCCAUCACUGUAGGCGAGGGUGAGUACGGCA